AUUUUAGUUUUUUUUUUAUAGGAUCGAGGGUCUGUCAAGCUGUGAUUGGCUGAGGGGAAAAAAUAAUUGUUUUGUGUUUGGUUCCCCGUAACUUUCUCUUUCGUCUAUCUCUCGUCUCUCACAGUACUAUGAACGGCGAAAGGACUGGACUGGAGAAUCUCUCUGUUUGGUUCAAUAAUGCUUAAAUUGUAGAGAAUUUCUCUGUUUUUCUUGAGCUGAACAUGUAAUUGGGACUGGAUCCUUUGGUGUUGUCUUUCAGGCUAAGUACUUAGAGACAGAAGAAAAAGUAGCAAUCAAGAAAGUGUUACAGGACAAGAGAUACACAAAAAAAGAGAACUUCAGAUCAUGCGAAUGCUCGAACACCUUAAUGUCGUUGAGCUCAAGCAUGCUUUCUUCUCUACCACUGAGAAAGACGAGGUUUAUUUUAACCUUGUUCUUUGAGUAUGUACCCGACGAGACUAUAUACCCCGCUUCGAGAUCUUACACCAAGAUGAAUCAUCAUAUGUCUUUGAUUUAUACUCAGCUCUAUACCUAUCAGGUAACACUUCUCCAACAUCCAUUACUCUGAAAAUUAGUUAUUAAUAAAAUCCGAUUAAAGUUAGUUCACCUUCUUAAGAUAGUAUAUUAAUUUAUUGUGGAAAUUUGAAAUUAUUAAAAUAACAAGUGACUAUAAUAAUCCAAAGGAAGUGUUUAAACAUUGAGCUUUGUUUUUCUUUAAACAUAGUUGCAUCUAAUGAAAAUGAUUAUGAUCAUCCCAACUGGGCGAUAAGUCAUUGACCUUUGUAUUUAUAUUUUUAAAACAUACAUAACAAUCCAAACUAGGCGGUUAAUCAUUGAAAUUUGUAUUUAUAUUUUAAAACAUAGUUGCAUAUAUCUAAAAUGAUUCACUCUUACAAUAAUCCAAACCAUUGACCUUUGUAUUUUUAUAAAGAUAGUUGCAUCUAAACUAAAACGUCCUUUGGAACAAUCAGAAAUUACAACGCAAAGUGGUCUGAAAUAUUCUCUCCUCCUUCGUUAUUUGUGAAAUGAUUUUCUCCUAAAACACUUCUUCAGCUUUUCAUCAGCUUUAGUUUCGUUGUUGCUUGGUUGAAAUAUUACCUCUUUCUCUCAACAUGGGGAAUUUUGUGUGCAUCGAAGUUUCUGGUGAUCAAACGGUGGAUCGUAUCAUUAGAUGCUUAGGUGGUAAAGGUUAUAUUCGAAACCUCAAGAAGAAUCUCAAGGCUCUGGAGAGGGGAAUGGAAGAUCUCAGAGCUAGUCAAGAUGUGGUAAAGAAUAAGGUAGCGAUAGAGGAGACCCGGCAUCAACAAAGGCGUGAAGAAGUCCAGGUUUGGCUCAACCGUGUCAAUAGCAUUGAUAUACGGUCUGAAAGUCUGCUUAGUACUAGUCCCGUUCAGAUUAAGAAGUUGUGUCUCUGUGGUUUAUGUUCAAAAAAUGUAUGUUCGAGCUACAGUAAUGGGAAAAGGGUAUUCUUGUUGUUGGAAGAGGUUAAGAAACUAAAAUCAGAGGGUAAUUUUGAAGUGGUUGCUGAGCCGACUCUGAGAUCUGAAGUUGAGGAGAUGCCUACUCAGCCUACAAUUGGUCAGGAAGAAAUGCUCGAGAAGGCAUGGAACCGCCUUAGGGAAGAUGGAGUCGGAAUUAUGGGUUUGCACGGUAUGUGUGGUGUAGGCAAAACUACCCUUUUCAAGAAAAUACACAAUAAGUUCACUGAAAUAGCUGGUACGUUUGACGUUGUGAUCUGCAUCGUGGUGUCUCAAGGCGCAAAGAUUACAAAGCUUCAAGAAGAUAUUGCUCAAAAGCUACAUCUUUGUAGCGACGAGUGGAAGAACAAAAAUACAAGUGAUAAGGCUGCUGAUAUACACAAAGUUUUAAAAAGGAAGAGAUUUGUUUUGAUGCUAGAUGACAUAUGGGAAAAAGUGGAUUUAGAUGCCAUUGGUGUUCCCUUUCCGACAGAAGAGAAUAAAUGCAAAGUAGCAUUCACCACUCGUUCUCAGGAAGUAUGUGGGCGGAUGGGGGAUCAUGACGCAAUGGAAAUCAAAUGUUUGGAACGAGAUGAAGCAUGGGAAUUGUUUAAAAGCAAAGUCGGAGACAAUACAUUAAGUAGAGAUCCAGGCAUUGUCAAGCUAGCACGAAGGGUUGCUGAUAAGUGUCGUGGUCUGCCACUAGCGCUUAAGGUCAUUGGUAAGGCAAUGUCAUCUAAAACUACAGUACGAGAAUGGGAGCAUGCAAUCGAUGUUUUGACAAGAUCCGCUGCAGAGUUUUCUUCUGAAAUGGAAAAUGAAAUUCUUUCAAUUCUGAAGUUCAGCUAUGAUAGCUUGGGGGAUGAACAAAUUCAGUCUUGUUUCUUGUAUUGUGCUCUGUUUCCAGAAGAUGACAGCGUAGGGGUAGAGACGUUGAUACACUACUGGAUAUGCGAGGGAUUCCUGGGGGAAUACCAAGUUAUAAAAGAAGUGUAUAAUAAGGGUUAUGCUAUGCUUCGUACCCUUAUCCGUGCAAAUUUGCUGACAGAGAGUGGCACAGAUUUUGUUCGGAUGCAUGACGUGGUUCGGGAAAUGGCUCUGUGGAUUGCAUCCGAUUUUGGGAAACAAAAAGAGAAUUUUGUUGUGCAAGCAAACGUCGGAUUAGUUGAAAUACCAAAAGUCAAGGAUUGGGGAGCUGUGAGAAGGAUGUCAUUAAUGAAGAAUAAGAUUAAAGAGAUAACAUGCAGUCCCAAGUGUUGUCAACUUACAACUCUGUUACUCCAGUAUAAUAAUUUGAAGAAUCUCUCAGGCGAAUUCCUUCAGUCUAUGAAAAAGCUAGUUGUUUUGGAUUUGUCGAAUAAUUACUUCUUGAGUGAACUUCCAGAGCAGAUAUCAGAGCUGGUCUCCUUGCGGUAUCUUGAUUUGUCGGAGACAAGUAUAGAGCAACUGCCGGUUGGUCUCCAAGAGUUGGAAAAGGAAACUUAUAAUCUUUGCAGUAUCAGUGGGAUAUCAAAGUUGUCGAGUUUAAGAAUUUUGAAACUACUAGGUUCUAAAGUUCAUGGAGAUGUAAGCUUAGUGAAGGAGCUGAAGCUCUUGGAGCAUCUACAAGUUUUAGCCAUAACAAUAUCUACGGAAACGGCUUUGGAGCUUAUAUCAGAUGAUCAAAGGUUGGCGAACUGCAUCACUCAUCUGGAAAUUUUGGAUUUCAAGAAGCCAUUCAGUAUAUCAUUGCUAGUGAGUAUGUACAAUCUACGUUUUCUCUGGGUGGAAAGUAGUCAUGUUUCAGAUAUGAAGUGCAAAGAAAGGACUUGCUUUACCAACCUCUCCAUCGUGUAUAUAACUAGCUGCUAUAGCAUGAAGGAUCUGACUUGGCUACUGUUUGCUCCAAAUCUUUCAUACCUAGCAAUUGAACAUUCAGAUGAAGUGGAAGAAAUAAUAAACAAAGAGAAAGCAACCGAUCUUACAGAUGUUGCACCAUUUCUGAAACUAGAACACUUAUUUUUGGAAAAUUUGCCGAAGCUCGAGAGUAUCUACCGGAGUCCUCUCCCCUUUCCCUGUUUGAAGCACAUAGGUGCAAUAGGCUGUCCGAAGCUGAGGAAGCUUCCCUUAAAUGCCACAAGUGUCCCACGACUUGAGGAAUUUGGAAUAAAGGUAAAUGAUACAGAUUAUUAUUUUGAAUGGGAGGACGAAGCUACUGAAGAUCGUUUCGUACCUACAAUCCAUACGGAUCCUUAUUAUGAGAUAUGACCCUUCUGCAAAAUUGGAUCACAUUAUGGAAUAUGUUGUGCCUCUCAAUUUCACAUUUGUCUCUAACUUCGUUUCUUUUUUUUCUUCCAUCUCCUAUUAUUUGCGUUCUCUUUUCAUUUGGAUUGUAUUGCUUUUUCUUUACAUUCUCUCAUCUUUCUGGAUUGUAAAAAGGGAUCUUCACAGUAUGUGUGAAUUUUACUGUUAGAUUUAUGAUUUUCGAUUCAUUUUU
This is a messenger RNA of Camelina sativa (false flax), 3933 nucleotides long. NCBI's taxonomy places the organism in Eukaryota, Viridiplantae, Streptophyta, Magnoliopsida, Brassicales, Brassicaceae. The record is from RefSeq and is a predicted model, not a curated record.